Messenger RNA from Penicillium digitatum Pd1, 2490 nucleotides. Lineage: Eukaryota; Fungi; Ascomycota; Eurotiomycetes; Eurotiales; Aspergillaceae. The record is from RefSeq and is a predicted model, not a curated record.
AUGGAUCUCCGUGAUAUUAUAGCCACUCGUGGCUUCGCAACCUACAGCUUGCGUCAUCCUCGCGAGGCAUUGUCGAGCUUUGGCCCGACCCUGAAUGAGGCCACCUUCGGCUAUCUAGGGACAUCGUUCCAGCCCGAGCGUGACAUUCGCAGCCUGGAAGGCAAGGUUGUCCUUGUGACAGGAGGCAAUGCCGGCUUAGGCAAAGAGACUAUCCUCCAACUCGCCAAGCAUCGCCCGUCGCGCAUCUACAUGGCCGCCCGCACCGAGAGCAAAGCGCGCGAAGCAAUCGAAUCGCUACAAUGCCAGCUCUCCUCCCCUGCCGAUAUCCGCUUCCUCGCACUCGAUCUAUCUUCCUUCAAAUCUAUCCGCGCCGCCGCAGACAAGUUCCAGUCCGAUAGCGAUCGCCUAGAUAUCCUAAUCCUAAAUGCGGGCACGAUGGGCAACCCGCCCACUACAACGGAAGAGGGCUUUGAGGUCCAGCUCGGCACAAACCAUAUCGGUCACUUCCUGUUGACAAAAUUACUUCUGCCGACUUUACAGAAGACAGUUAAGCUCGAACGCAUCAAGGAGGAGGUGCCCGAUGUCCGCGUCGUGACUGUCGCUUCGGCGGCUCAUGCUGUUGGCCCCUCUACCUUUGAGGAAAUUACAUCUACCCCUGGUUUGCUGGCUGCUAGUACUUGGACGCGAUACGGCGCUUCAAAGUCGGCUAACAUCCUCUUUGCAUCCGAGCUGGCCCGCCGGCAUCCUGAUAUCUUGUCUAUUGCUGUGCACCCCGGUGCGGUUGACAGCGGACUCUAUGGACAUACAAAGAGUCUCAACUCAGUGAUGAAAUACGGCAUUGCUGUUGCUGGCUCCAUACUCUUCCGGAGUGUCGCUAGUGGAGCCUUGAAUUCUCUUUGGGCGGCUGGCACGCAAAGGGAAAACAUUAUCAAUGGAGCUUACUACACUCCCGUUGGGUACCGCAGCGGUGGCACUGCGCCUGUGCAAAAUACGCAAUUGGCUCACAGGCUCUGGGAUUGGACCGAUACUCAAGUUUCGAAGCGUAGCAUGGGCCAUAUCGUCGUGACCGGCGGCUCCGGCAAAGCAGGCCAAUUCGUCAUCAGCGAACUCCUCAAUGCCGGACACAAAAUCCUGAACCUGGACCUCAUGGCACUGGAACACCCAGACGUGCACACCCUGAAAACCGACCUUGCCGAUAGUGGCCAGGUCUUCAACGCCCUGUCCGGGCAAUGGACGCUCCGCGAGCCCUUCCCGGAAGGCCUCCCGCCACGCCCAGACGCUAUAAUCCACCUCGCAGGUUACGCGCGCAACAUGCUCGUACCGGACAACGAGACCUUCCGCUCGAACACGCAGGGCACGUACAACAUCAUCGAGGCAGGGUGCAAGCUAGGGAUCCGCAAGAUCAUCAUCGCUAGCAGCGUAACCGUGUACGGGGUAGCUUUCGCGCAAGGCGACACCAAUUUCCCCUCAUUCCCGAUCCAUGAGGACCUGGAUGUCAACCCGACGGAUACGUACGCGAUCGCGAAGCUGUGCGGCGAACGCAUCGCGCGGGGUUUUGCGGCGCGCUUCGGGGUGGAUAUCUACAUCCUGCGCAUUGGGCGCGUUAUUCAGCCCGAUGAGUACAAUAAAGACAUCUUCUACAGCUACGUGCAUGAGCCGACCAUGUGGAAGGUGCAUGGAUGGUCGUACAUCGAUGCGCGAGAUCUGGGUGGGAUGUGUGAGGCGGCGUUGCAGACUGAUGGGCUUGGGUUUCAGGUCUUCAAUGCUACCAAUGAUCAUAUUACCAACCUUAGUCCUACAAUGGACUUUUUGAAGUCGCAAUUCCCAAAUAUCCCUAUCACGCGCGAGAUGGAGGAGUUUGAAGCACCGUUUUCUAAUGCCAAGAUGAAGAAGCUUCUUGGGUUUCAGGAGAAGCAUCCAUGGCACAAGUACUUUAGUAAUUGGGAGAAGAAGCAGAUUGAGAUGGAGGAGAGGGCGAUCACCCCUCCAGACUUCAUCAUGGAUCAGGCAAAGUUGGCUAGAAUGCAGGCGAGCGUUCGCAUCGCCCUAGAGCUUGGUCAAAUCCCAAUCCUUCUGCCCAGUGGCAAGGGUACUCCUCGCCGCAAGGUCAAGAAGGUCGUCCGCAACUCCGGCGCCGAUGACAAGAAGCUUCAGGCCGCCCUCAAGAAGCUGAACGUCCAGCCUAUCCAGGGCAUCGAGGAGGUCAACAUGUUCAAGGAGGACGGAAACGUCAUCCACUUCGCCAACCCCCGUGUCCACGGUGCUGUCCCCUCCAACACCUUCGCCCUGUACGGCAACGGUGAGGAGAAGGAGCUCACUGAGCUCGUUCCCAACAUCCUUAACCAGCUCGGCCCCGACUCCCUCGCUUCCCUGCGUAAGCUCGCCGAGAGCUACCAGAACAUGCAGAAGCAGCAGGGUGAUAAGAAGGACGAUGAGGAGGAUGAUAUUCCCGACCUCGUUGAGGGCGAGAACUUCGAGAGCAAGGAAUAA